UUAUUAAUGCGUCCACAAUUGCACCUGCUCCUCAGAUCAGGCGCGUGCACCCACGCGCCACCACCGAAAGUGGGCUUUGACUAAAAAAGUACUGUACACUUAUAAAAACGACAAACAAACCCAUGUCCGAAAGCAUUACUCUGUUUCUCUCCACUCCAACACACCACUCUCUUCGCAGCGUCACCAUCCCUUCUCCACUCUCUCUCUCUCUCUCUCUCUCUCUCACACACACUCACUACUACGUUUAUUUUCUUCCCGGCCGUUAAAAAAUCCCGGCAUGAAUUGGGCGUUCCCCACCAAAACUGGCGUCGCCGCCGCCGGCGAAGGGAAGGCGGUGGUUUUCAGGUCGAAGCUGAAGUGGGUCGGGCUGUUCGGCCUCGUUCUCUCAGCUUUCUCUCUCUUCACCCACUUUCUUCUCGCCAGAUACACUGAUGGGUUUGCUGUUUCUGAGUACAAAUCCUCCAUCACCAUCUUUUCUUGGAGGCCCAUUUUCGAGAACGCAGAUCUCUCCACUGCUCAGACUCCAUUGUAUAAAAGACUUUGGUCCCCUGUAAGGAAUCUUGAAUCGAUACAUCCCUACGCUAAUCCGAGAGGGAACUAUGUAGCUCCUAAUUCGCAGACUAACGGAUAUGUUUUUGUGAGGAUACGAGGCGGUUUCCACGAAAUCAGGAACUCGAUUUGCGAUGUCGUUGUAAUUGCUCGACUUCUCAACGCCACACUAGUCAUUCCCGAGAUUCAAUCCACUACAAGUAGCAAAGGAAUCAGCACAGAGUUCAAGAGUUUUGCGUAUCUGUACAGCGAGGAUCAAUUCAUCGCAGCUUUAGCACAAGACAUCAAAAUCGUGAAAACGCUUCCGAAGAAUCUCAAAGGUGCAAGAAGAAAGAAAGAAAUCCCUUCUUUCAAAGUAGCUAAAUCAGCUUCCCCGUUUUUCUAUCUUCACCACGUUUUACCGGUGCUGAAUCGACACUCAGUUGUUGAGCUUGUUGUGCCCGAUGGAGGUUGCUUGCAGGCACAACUUCCUCCAAAUCUCGAAGAAAAUCAACAGCUAAGAUGCCGCGUUGCUUUUCAUGCAUUAAGAUUCCGAGACGAGGUGCAAGAACUCGCCACGAAGAUUCUAUAUAGAAUAAGAUCUUCAGGGAGACCUUAUAUUGCUUACGACCCGGGAAUGACGAGGGAUGCUUUAGCUUAUCAUGGUUGUGCCGAGCUUUUUCAGGAUGUACAUACGGAACUCAUACAACAUAAACGAGCGUGGAUGAUAAAACGAGGGAUGGUCAAAGGAAACCUCUCUGUGGAUUCGGCUCAACAACGGCUUAACGGUUUCUGCCCACUUAUGCCGGAGGAAAUUGGUAUUCUUCUUCGAGCAUACGGCUAUUCAUCGGACACGAUUAUCUACAUCGCUGGUGGAGAGGUUUUCGGUGGGCAGAAGAAACUAAUCCCACUCCACGCAAUGUUCGAGAAUGUUCUAGACAGAACAUCCUUAACCAUGCCAUGGGAGUUGAACAAAAUGUACGGCCGUGAAGCAAAUCUCGUCGACAAAUCUCCCAAGAUUAAUAAUAACUUAUCACCUCCGACUAAAGAAGAAAAAGAACCCAACGCAUGGAAAAUAUCCGGGCCCCGCCCUAGACCCCUCCCGCCUCCCCCACCCAGGGCGAAAAAUCCAUAUAAUAUCGAGGGGUGGUGGGGGUGGGUGGCGGAGAGUGAUAACGAACCGGAGAGUACGGUUGUGGAGUUGAGAAUUAAUGCACAUAAAUUGCUUUGGGAAGCGAUCGAUUAUGCGGUGUGCGUUGACGCGGAUGCUUUUGUACCGGGAUUCGAUCGAGAUGGAAAAGGGAAUUCGAAUUUUGCUAGCUUGGUGAUGGGGCAUAGGCUUUAUCGAAAUGCUGCUUCUAGAACAUUCCGGAUCGAUAGGAAAGAGACGACACGGCUUCUAGAUGAGAUCAGUGAACAUUUUUACCAAGCGAACCGAACUUGGAUCACAUCCAUACGCAGAAGUCUUAGAAGAAACUUAGUCGAGGGAAUAACAAAGGAAAUGAUAAAGUCGAAACCGAUGUCGUUUCUUUCUUUCCCGAUUCCCGAGUGCUCUUGCUCGGGGGGCAACGGCCCCCCAUCGAUCAACGCUUCUAGCCACCCGUUGCGGAAUGUUCUAGAAGCUAUGGACCGUUGUCCAUCUUGGAUGGAGGGUGGUGGUGACGUGGCUUCUCCGACCGGUGGGGAUAAGGUGGUCAAAGAAGAAUAUGAUGAUGACAUGGAUGGAGAAGAGUCCGAUUCUCCGGCGGCGGCAGCGGCAGAGGAGGCGGUGCUUCUUUUCCGGCAGGGUGGAGAGAGCAACGACGGUGGUGUGGAAAUGGGAAAUAAAGAAGAGACGCAAAUGGAGGAUCAAGAAGAGCUUGAAGGGGGUGAAAAAAGGUGACCGAGAUUCGUUCGGUCGUAAUUUGUACAGAUCUUUUUACGACGUUGGAAAAUGCUCGAUCAUCGGACAGCUCAUCUGCCAGCUCAGCGUGUCUUUGUUAGCACGCGUUCGUGAUCGUAAUUAAGAAUGAUCGAGAAGGUGGUGGCUUUCGUGUGGGCCCCAGCAGCAAACAUGAUUUUCUUGUGAGUGGAUUUUUUUUUUAGUUAAGCGAAGCUAUUAAUUCUGAUGUGAAUUAGUGAGAAGAUUAAUGAUUACAUUGUAGGCUAUAUGUAGGAAUUUUAGUACAAUGAUUAUAAGUUUAGUAUAGGCUCUGCUCUGCCUCCAUUAAUUUUGUUAAUCAGAUUAAUUACAGAUAUAUUACUGCUCCAGAUUUUAAAAAAUGCAUGCAUGCAUGCAUUUUUUUAUUUUU
Messenger RNA from Erythranthe guttata (spotted monkey flower), 2819 nucleotides. The record is from RefSeq and is a predicted model, not a curated record. Lineage: Eukaryota; Viridiplantae; Streptophyta; Magnoliopsida; Lamiales; Phrymaceae.